CAGCAUGUAAUGGACAUAAUAGCAAGUCAUUCAGUCACAAUUGUGGCAAUUAUAUACCUAAUCGGUGUGCUCUGAACGGAAUUUGGUUUAUGCUAAAGCCACAUCGGACUGAAUGCAAUGCACUGGAGCUUGAACAAAAUGAUCCUUCCGGUUCUGAUCGUUUGUCUUGUCCUGGGUGCAGACGCGACUCCAUUUCCUGACAACUCUGCCCAGCACCCAGCAGACGGCAGUCAACAUCCGACUACAGUCGUCCAGCACCAGGAGUCAACUCCAGCACCUCAACAAGGUUCCUCCAACACUAAAGGGAAGAAACCUUCAAACCUGAUCACAAUUCAAUCCGGACAUAUAAAGGUGGCGCUUAAACAGACCACGAUUGACGUCCUCACAGAGAUGUUCAAUAGAAUCGACAAGGACAAAGAUGGCUUCAUCAGCUCUGACGAACAUUCAGUCAUGUGGAAUUCUAUAGACACCGAUGGUGACGACGUGUUGUCGACAGAAGAGAUAUCCACAAGUCACACAACCUGGUAUGAAGCGUUUGCAGGCGACGUCAACGGGGACGGCAUUAUGUCUCAGAAAGACGCCGAACACGUGAUUAAGGCCAUGGAUCUGGAUGGUGACGGGAGAAAUGGACUUGAUGAAUUUCUUGUAUUUAUCGGUUUGGUAAAGACUCAAAACGAAGACUCGCACAAUUACAGAUAAAGCACAAGCCUGACGGGAAGCAGCAGUAACUUGAGAUCAAACUGUAUUUUGUAAUGUAAUGCUGUAAACACUGAAGAAAACAAUAAAUGAUUAACAUAU
This is a messenger RNA of Gigantopelta aegis, 798 nucleotides long. RefSeq lists its product as uncharacterized. NCBI's taxonomy places the organism in Eukaryota, Metazoa, Mollusca, Gastropoda, Neomphalida, Peltospiridae. The coding region runs from base 118 to 699 and encodes 193 amino acids. Gene Ontology annotation, molecular function: calcium ion binding. The record is from RefSeq and is a predicted model, not a curated record. The transcript is spliced from 8 exons.